Cucurbita pepo subsp. pepo (vegetable marrow) is the source of this 2146-nucleotide messenger RNA. Its product is annotated as patatin-like protein 6. The record is from RefSeq and is a predicted model, not a curated record. Lineage: Eukaryota; Viridiplantae; Streptophyta; Magnoliopsida; Cucurbitales; Cucurbitaceae. Gene Ontology annotation, biological process: lipid metabolic process.
CGUGCAUCGAGAUUAGUUUUCUUGUACAAGUGGAAAUGAAAAGGGGCAGUCCUCUGCGACUGCAGCAGACGCAUAGCUUAUCUUCUUCAGGAGUGAAAAAAGUCAGAGAAAGGGGCUAUCGGCUUUCUUUAUUACUGCUACUACUUUUAUAGGAGUUGCGAAGGAAAGUGGAUUUUCAGAUAGGACAAUCAAGUUCUGGAUACUGAUAAUCGAAACACCUGUUUGUGCUAGGGGAUGAUUUGAAAGAUCAAUCGGUUGGUUGAGUAUUCUUGUCGAGAUGACGUGACUUCUUAUUCGGUGUUCUUUUAAUUCUCACGAAAUUUCGCGGUUGUAUUGCUUUGAUUUUGUCUUGAGUAGUUUAUAGUGUUUAUCAAUCGGAGAUUUGUAGCGGAAGUCAAAUAUGUUUUUCUGGACGUUGAAAUCGUGUUUGACUUGUUCUGGUUGAGCUGCCAGAACGAAUUUUCUUUGUUUGGCGAGGUUUCGUAACGGAGGAGUUUUGUUGUUUGGAGGUUAGGCUGGACAUGCGAGAAAUGAGAUUGGAAUAUUUAUUGAAAAGCAAACUGAAUACGGAAGGUUGUUUUCCUUGUUGUUAGUUUGUUUGCUUCUGGAAGCACGAAUUUCUUGGCUGUUGAUUGAUUUGAACUGUGGAAUCAAUUCGUAAAGAAAUGCAGGAGCCAAGUAUAGAUACCGAUAAGCUAAGUUAUGAAAUCUUCUCAAUUCUUGAGAGCAAUUUUCUCUUUGGCUACGAUGAUCAGAAGCUAUGGAUGCCUAAGCAGAUAUCUCCCGCUGUUGAUGGCAAACCAAUAUCCGAUACUGCAACUCAAGAACACGCUCGACUAGAAGAAAGCUGUGGCGCUUCGUCGAUAAGAAACCAGAGAGGCAAGGUUUGCAUUCUGAGCAUCGAUGGCGGAGGUAUGGGAGGGAUUCUCUCAGGUAAGGCUCUGGCUUACCUCGAACAAGCGCUCAAAACGAAAUCGGGAAAUCCUGACGCCAGAAUCGCCGAUUAUUUCGAUGUUGCUGCGGGAGCCGGUGUAGGAGGCAUUUUCACUGCGAUGCUUUUCGCAACGAAAGACCAUAGUCGGCCGAUGUAUAAAGCAGAGGACACUUGGCGGUUCUUGGCCGAUCAAGGCCAGCGGUUCUACCGUUCGAAUUCCAGUUCCGGUGGAGGUUUGUUUGGGCGGUUGCUCAAAAUCAAUCGUACAAAUUCCGCCAGUUUAGCCACUGCCGCUCUAGAAAAAGCGAUGAAAGAGGCUUUCACAGAUAAGGAACGGAGUUUAACCCUAAAAGAUACUCUGAAACCAGUUCUGGUACCUUGCUACGACCUGUCAACAACGGCGCCAUUUUUGUUCUCGCGAGCCGAUGCCCUAGAAAAGGAUAGCUUCAACUUCCGGCUCUGGGAGGUUUGCAGAGCAACAUCGGCCGAACCGGCAAUAUUUGAACCGGUAACAUUGAGGUCUAUCGACAACCAAACCAAUUGCCUGGCCAUCGACGGCGGUUUGACAAUGAGCAAUCCGACGGCGGCCGCGAUCACGCACGUACUGCACAACAAACAAGAAUUUCCAUUCGUCCGAGGAGUCGAAGACCUUCUGGUUCUGUCCUUAGGAACCGGCCAGCCAUUUGAGGCCCGCCGCGAUUACCGUCAGGUCAAAAGGUGGAAGGAGAAGGAGUGGAUUCGGCCCAUGAAUCGAAUCUCCGGUGAGGCCUCGGCCGACAUGGUGGACCAGGCCGUCGCCACGGCCUUCGGUCAGUCCAAGAGCUCUAAUUACGUGAGGAUUCAGGCACUUGGAUCAAGCUUAGGCCAGAGUGAACCUAGCUCAAGUACUGAUUCCAAUGCUGGUAAUGUAAAGAUGCUGGUUGAAUUGGCAGAUGAGGUCCUUAAGCAGAAGAAUGUUGAAUCUGUUCUCUUUGGAGGAAAGCGAUUUGCAGAGCAAACCAACUCCGAGAAGCUCGACUGGUUUGCUGGAGAAUUAGUGCUUGAACAUCAGAGGCGGGGCUGCAGAAUAGCUCCCACUGUGGCUUUCAAGCAAGCUACCACCCAGGAAAGUGUCAAGGAGCGCUCAUAAUGAAGAAAAGCACAUGUUGUUUUGGAAAUAGGAUGUUUAGGGGAGAAGAGGAGGAGGCCAGUAAGGAACUGAAAAGGACAAAA